Zingiber officinale is the source of this 1514-nucleotide messenger RNA. RefSeq lists its product as uncharacterized. The transcript has a single exon. NCBI's taxonomy places the organism in Eukaryota, Viridiplantae, Streptophyta, Magnoliopsida, Zingiberales, Zingiberaceae. The record is from RefSeq and is a predicted model, not a curated record. The coding region runs from base 245 to 1312 and encodes 355 amino acids.
AAUAAAUAAACCAAUCCAUGGUGUACGAUCACUUUGAAUAAGGUACAGAGCAUCCGGUGGAUCAGAUGUUCAUACAUUGUAGCAAAUCAGAUCAAGGCGACCCGGGUUCAGUCCAUUUCAAUGAGCUACUAGGUCGAAUCUAAAACAAGCCGGGUUCGAACCGAAGGGCCAUCCCCCUCGCUCUUCUAUAAUCUUUCCGGUCCUGCUUCGUCUUCUUCACGCAUUCUCCACACAUCCAACAUUAAUGGCGACUUCGCCGUCCUACUUCAGAACCUCCUUCUCCUUACUCUUCCUCCUAUUCCUUCACCUCGCCUGCUUAUUCCUCCCCUCUCGCAACAUAGACGAUCAACCACCGCCUCCGCCGUCGCCGAGGGCGCCGAAGAGGAGAAAGAUCACCCCUUUAUCUUCCCCCCAUAACCAGCUACCCGAUUCAACCCAUAGUACUUCCAAGUUCCACUCCAUUCGAUGCUAUCUCCGGCGCCUACUCUGCUUCCGCAAUUCCCAAACCGCUAUCAACGACCGGCAACAAGAGCUUCUUUCGCCACUCAGCCCAGCUCCAAUCCAGAUGAUCAUCCCUUUGUCGCCCGAAGUAAACGGUAGAAUCGACACCUUCGACUCCACCGUGCCCGCCAGCGCACCUAUCGACUACCACCAGGCCGCCGCGAAGAUUUCACUCUCCGAGCUCCGCGCCUCAGACUCCGCCCACAACAUCGUGCGCAUCAUCUUCGAGUCGGGCUGGCGGGGGACGUCGCCGCCCGUCGUCCGCCGCGUGCUCAAGAUCCACCAGGCGGCGCGCGCCCUCGCGCGCUACGAGGAGUACCGCGACGCGGUCCGGGCGCGCGCUGCAAAGAUCGGCGACGGGAGGUGCGUCGCCGACGGUAACGAGCGGCUGCGGUUUUACUGCACGACGACGCUCUGCUCGUGGGAAGCCGGGGCGGUGGAGGCGGGAGGCUGCGGGAGCCCGUACUGCUGCGCCUGCGCGGUGGUGCGGCACGGGUUCGCCGGGAAGCAGGCGGACCUGGACGGGAUCGCGACGCACGCCACCGGGUGGGGCGCGCACAGGGCGCUGCCAGAGGAGCUGGAGCGCGAGUUCGCGUUCCUGGGGGCGCGGCGGGCGAUGCUGGUAUGCCGAGUGGUUGCGGGGAGGGUGUUGCAUAGGUCGAACGCGGGGGAAGAGGAGGAGGAGGAGAAGGGGGCCGGGUUCGACUCUGUAGGGCUGGCAGGCGUCGGCGUCGGUGUCGGCGAGGAUGAGCUGCUGGUGUUCAGUCCCAGGGCGGUGCUGCCGUGCUUCGUCAUCAUUUACUCCACUUGAGCUGAGGUGGACGUCGGCAGCAUUGGGGCCCGCGAAUGCUAUUAGGUCACUAUCCUAGUUGCCAUCUUGUGUCUCUCUUUAAAAAGCUGCGAUCACGUGCCAGCUAGGCACGGUCUUGUUUCAAUGUCCUUGUCGAUUAAAGUAUGUAUAUCUAAUGGAAUCUAUGCACAUUAAUAAACAUGAGAAUCCGACCUUCACCAUA